GGCGCCUUCGCCUUCUCUUGGAAUCAAAACGGGGCCAGCCCAGAAGCCCCGCCCCUCUGUGGCUUGCGAAGGGAAUAGUGAAGCCAGGGAGUCGAGCCUCUUCAAAAAGAGUUCCUUCUCGCGUUUGCCGCGCCCGCCCACCCACAUUUUUGCUCGCGGACGCCUGGCUAGGUUUUGCUCCCGGGUGAUGGAAAGCCGCUUGGGCUUCAUCCUCGCCACAAUCUGCCUGCGACAGGGGCAAAAUCGGAUCAGAGGGAGCUUACAUGACUCCGACCCGUGCUUCCAAUUACUGCCAGCGUUCAGGAAUUUCCCUUGAGCACCAAGAAUGCUGCUAGAAUGCACUUGGGGACACAAUGACUUUUGCCUUCCUUAUCCAUGUCUUCCUGUUCCUUUGAUGGUUUUGCAAUCAAAUUAAUUCCAAAGAAACCCUCUCCAAAAUCAUGACUGAAGAAAAGAACCUUGGAGUCUCUCAGAAAGUUUUAUCACCCUCAAGAAGUACCAGCAGCUGUUCUUCCAAGCAGGGAAGUAGGCAGGACAGCUGGGAAAUUGUAGAAGGACUGCGGGGAGCCAUGAAUUACACACAGGAACCGCAAAAACAGGAAGGCUACCUGCUGAAAAAAAGGAAAUGGCCUCUGAAAGGCUGGCACAAGAGAUGCUUUUUUCUGGAUAGAGGAAUUCUGAAGUAUGCAAAAAGCCCAGCUGAUAUAGAAAGGGGAAAGCUUCAUGGAUGUAUAGAUGUUGGGCUUUCAGUGAUGUCUGUGAAGAAAUCAACAAAAUGUAUAGAUUUGGAUACAGAAGAACAUAUUUAUCAUUUAAAGGCAAAAUCUCAGGAAGUCUUUGAUGAAUGGGUAGCAAAGCUUCGACAUCAUAGAAUGUAUCGUCAAAAUGAAAUUUCCAUGUUUCCACAUGAUAUCAACAAUCAUUUCUUCCCAGCAUCAUCUUCUAUUACAGAUUCAGUAACUGGCUUUUUGGAAUCCCCAACAAGCAGAAAGAGAGGCACCCUGACACAACAAAAUUCAGUGCAGACUGGAAGUAGUUUGUCAUUCUCCUGUUCAGCCAAUGAGUCAAGGAUCCCGCCUUGGCUACAUUCUUCUGAAGAGAUGGAAAGAUGCUCCAAAGAACUCUCCCAUUGUCAUAGCUAUCUCUUGGAGAUGAGCCAGCUUUUGCAAAGCAUGGAAGUUCUCCAUAGGACAUACUCAGCACCAGCCAUAAAUGCCAUGCAGGGCAUCCCUUUUGAAAGUCCUAAAAAGGAAAAAAGGUCGCAUAGAAGGUGGCGUUCCCGAGCCCUUGGUAAAGACACUAAAGCAAUGUUGCAGCCUAGCAAUCCUGCCCCUUACCUUUUCUCUCCCCAUACCCCUAGUCCCCUGAAUUCAGCAAAACAUUUAAUGAGGAGUUGGAGUGCACACUUCCAGGUUCCAAGUGUUCUUUCUGCUCCACUGAGGCUGCAUGCUUCCAAUCCUAAUUUAUCUACAUUAGAUUUUGCUGAAGAGAAAAUUUAUUCGAAUGGUUCUGAGACCACUUCAGAGUUUUCUAAAAUGCAGGAAGACCUGUGUCACAUAGCACAUAAAGUGUACUUUACCUUAAAGUCGGCUUUUAGUACAAUAUCAACUGAGAGAGAGAAGCUAAAGCAGAUGUUUGAUCAUGAUGCAGUCUCAUCACCAUCUGCUCAGAUAGUUGGACUGAAGAAUGCCUUAUCAUCUGCCAUAGCACAAAACACAGAUCUUAAAGACCGGUUACGCAGAAUACAUGCCGAAUCUAUGCUUCUUGAUUCAGCAGCUAAUGCAAAAUCCAACCCUGAUUUGGCAAAGGAAAAUUCAGAAGAUGAAAGCAGAGGACUAGUUCACCAGCUUUCCAAUGAAAGUCGCCUCUCUAUAACGGAUUCUGUCACAGAGUUUUUUGAUGCACAGGAAGUCCUGCUAUCUGCAAGCUCUUCAGAAAAUGAGGUGUCUGAUGAUGAUUCAUAUGCCAGUGAUAUCAGUGAUAACAUCUCUGAAGACAACCUAAGUAAUGACAUAGAGAAUGAAAGGCAAACCCUCGACUCUGUUCCUGAUGGCCGUGUGGAAAGUCAUUCCAAGCGGAGAACCUGUCUGCCAGCCCCAUGCCCCAACACGAGCAACAUCAGCCUCUGGAACAUUCUUCGGAACAAUAUAGGGAAAGAUCUCUCCAAGGUGGCAAUGCCAGUGGAGUUGAAUGAACCCCUGAACACUUUGCAGCGGCUCUGUGAGGAACUGGAGUACAGUGAAUUGCUGGACAAGGCAGCACACACACCAGACAUGUUCGAAAGGAUGGUGUAUGUAGCUGCAUUUGCUGUCUCUGCCUAUGCUUCCAGUUACUACAGAGCUGGAAGUAAGCCAUUUAAUCCUGUGCUUGGAGAAACAUACGAAUGUGUCCGGGAAGACAAAGGUUUCCAGUAUUUUUCUGAGCAGGUCAGUCAUCAUCCACCUAUAUCUGCAUGUCAUGCUGAAUCUGACAACUUUAUGUUUUGGCAAGAUAUCAGGUGGAAAAACAAAUUCUGGGGUAAAUCUAUGGAAAUUGUGCCAGUUGGUACAACACACGUAACAUUGCCAGCGUUUAAGGACCACUAUGAAUGGAAUAAAGUGACAUCUUGUAUUCAUAAUAUCUUAAGUGGACAGCGAUGGAUAGAACACUAUGGAGAGAUCAUAAUCAAGAAUCUGAAUGACAGCAGUUGCUGCUGCAAACUUACUUUUGUCAAGACAAAAUACUGGAAUCACAAUGUCCAUGAGAUUGAAGGCAGUGUUUUAGACAAAAAUGGAAAAGUAGUACAUCGCCUUUUUGGGAAAUGGCAUGAGAAUAUAUACUGCGGAACACCAUCUGCGGCAAACUGCAUCUGGAGAGCUAAUCCAAUGCCUAAGGAUUUUGAACAGUGGUAUUGCUUCACACAGUUUGCAUUAGAGUUAAAUGAAUUAGAUCCACUUGUUAGACCCCUGUUACCACCAACCGAUACUCGGUUUAGACCAGACCAAAGGCUCCUAGAAGAAGGUAAUAUUGAAGGCGCAGAAAUGCAAAAACAGAGGAUUGAACAACUGCAGCGAGAGCGGCGGAAGGUUCUAGAUGAAAACAGUAUGGAGCAUCAACCUCGAUUUUUUAGGUAAUUUAUAACAUGACAUGUUCUUACACUGAAAUGAGCUAGUUAAUUCCCCCCCUCCCUCCAAAAAGAAAAUCCAGGAGAUGCAUCUCUUUAGGUCAUUUCUCAUAUAACGUUGCUGUUGCUGUUGUAUUCUUUGUUUAUGACAGAUCUAUCAUGGCAUUUCUAAAGCUGAAAGGAUAUGCCUCACCCAAGUCAAGGCAGCAAGUUUCCAUGCCUGACCAAAGAAUUGAACCCUGGUCUACAGAGUCAUGGUCCAACACUCAAAACAACUACACCAGUGGUACUCAACCAGUGGCUCCCCAGAUGUUCUGGCCUACAAUCCCCAGAAAUCCCAGCCAGUUUACCAGCUGUUAGGAUUUCUGGGAGUUGAAAACCAAAAUAUCUGGGGACCCACAGGUUGAGAACCACUGCACUACACCAUGUGGUUCUCUCUUAUAUGAUACCACUAAAAGCUAAAGGCAUUUUACCGUUAUUAGUAGGGUGAGUUCAUUAAAAAAUCUUGUUUUUUGUAAUGAGAUACAUAAAAGCUAAUCAAAACUUGGUGGAAGAAAUAGCAAGCCAAAGGAAUGCGGUGUUUUGGAGAAAACAUCAUUACUAACAAUAUCGAAACUUCUCUAGUAUUUUUAUGGACUUUUCAAUUGAUGCGUUUUUUUCAUAUGCAUUCUUGUGGGAAUUAAAAAGAAGGCUGAGAAGUAGUCCUCAAUUCUUGAAUCUUUUCCUCACAUUUUUAGUUUCAGAUGUGUUUGGUACCAUAUACAUUGGUCAUUUUCUGCAUGGAGUUAAAUGGAAAUUUGAAAAUUGUCCCGGUGGCUUCAUUUUUACUUGGUUAGUCACUGAAACUGGGUUUAGUUUCGGAAUGAAUGCUUCCAGGAUUUAUCAUUUAACAAUGCAUAAGUAUAUUCAUUCUUUAAAUGGGGAACAGAGCUGUGUCCACACGCUAUGCAACCAAACUUACUGUUCCUGUUAGUGGCACCCCAUCUUUUUUACACAUUGGAGCUGAAAGUCCUUAUAGGAAAUUCAUCACAAAUUCAAGUAGGUUCAGAAACAUUUGCUAUUAACACAAAAGUGUUUAAGUUGGAAGAGAUAAUGUGGACAGGCUGCUGAAGUAUGUCAUCCAUACACCUCCAUAAUAUUUUAUUUAUUUAUUUAUUUACCUUAUUUAUAUCCUGCCUUUCUCUACCCCAAGGGGGACUCAAGGCAGCUUACAUGUGGCACCUAUAUAGUGCCUUAAAACAUACAAUGUUGAAUUAAAAAUAAAUUGGACCAAAAAUUAAAAAAAUAUUAAACAUAAUUAAAAUAGGUUCUUGUAGGUUUUUUAAAAUACAUUCCAAUGUUAAAACACACCAUCCAGGGAUCAGAGUCUGAGGCCAUUCCGUCAAUUGCACAUAUUCCACUUUAAAAUUGCUACACUGCACUAUAUUUCAAAAGCCUGUUCCCAGAGCCAGAUUUUUAUUCUCCUUCUGAAGGCUAGGAGAAAGGGGGGUGAUCUGAUAUCAUUAGGGAGGGAGUUCCACAACCAAGAGGCCACCACUGGAAAGGCCCUGUCUUUCAUCCCUACUAGUCAUGCUUGUGAAGAAGGUGGAACCGAGAGCAGGUCCUCCCCAGAUGAUCUUAAUCUCCGAGAUGGUUCAUAGGGGGAGAUACCUUUGGACAGGUACACUGGGCCAGAACCGUUUAGGGCUUUAUAGGCUCAAGCCAGCACUUUGUAUUGUGCUCAGUAGCAGACUGGCAGGCAGUGCAGCUGACACAACUGAGGAGUUGUAUGCUCCCUGUAUGCCGCUCCAGUGAGCAACCUGGCUGCUGCCCGCUGGACCAAUUGAAGUUUCUGAACAGUCUUCAAAGGCAACCCCAUGUAGAGCGUGUUGCAGUAUAUACGGGGUGUAACCAGAGCUUGGACCACCAUGGCCAAGUGAUAUGGACAUAUGACAAAGCUUAGUGUACAAUCUGGAUUAAUGUGGUGCAGACCCUGUUAAAUUUAAGAAAAUGUAGAUCUCAUUUGUGAUUAGAUCAGACCAGGGAAUUUUUUUCUUCAUCAUUUUCUAUUUGCUGAAGGAAAGGCAUUUAGUAAAUAAAUAUUUCUAUUUGGGAAAUACUGCUGAAAGUUAUAUACAUGUUGUAACCAUUCUUCCUGCUCCACAAAUGUAGAAAUCUAGAAAAUCAAACAGGUACCCAGAAGUAAAAUUACAUCGCCCUUGUUAAGAAGGGGGGAAAAAACCAAAAAAUGUUGUGUUUGCUGUUAACAGGAAAGCUGCAGAUGACUCUUGGGUUAGCAAUGGAACCUACCUGGAACUUAGGAAAAAUCCUGGCUUUUCCAAGCUGGACAGUCCUGUUCUGUGGUGAUGAAAAGACAAAGAGGGAAGGACCUUUAAUAGUGAUUUUCUUACUAUCACUUAUGGAAAAGGAAAUGCUGCAUAUCACCUUGAAUAUUCUAGUUUCCUGCUUGAUUAGGAUUUUUGACGUGCACCUUUACUUCAUUCCAUUUCUUCUGUAGCUAUUUUGAUAGUAACCACAAAUCUGUUUGAAUGUACAAAGAUGCUAAUUUUCUUUACAUAUGCUGUUUAAUAAGCGAUGGUUGAAUGUGUUUUCUAAGGGGGUGAUGGAGAGAGAAACUUUAACACUAUUUGUUUUCCCCCAAAGGAUAAUGCAAGCUCAGAUUCAAUGCCUUAGCCAAUUGGUCAGCAGCCUUGAGCUGUGUUGUGAAAAUUGAAUAAACCCACUGAUUUCCCCCAAUAAGCUAGUACAGAGUUUCUCAAACUGUGCUCCUCCAGAAGUUUUGGACUUCAGCUCCCAUAAUUCCUAACAGCUCAUAAGCUGGCUGGGAUUUCUGGGAGCUGAAGUCCAAAACACCUGGAGGAGAACAGUGUGAGAAACACUGAGUUAGUAAGUUACCAAAGAUGGAAUGAGUGUAUUUAUUUAUUUAGUCUCUUGCCUAAGAUUGCAUCUUAAUGCUGGAAUCUUUUUUGAUGUUUCCUAAAGGGCAAUUUAGUAAUUCCAUUUGAUAACAUAUCCUAAGAAAUAGUAUUAAGUGGUAGUAGUGUUGAUGGGUCUACUGCCUUACGCAAAAGGGCACAGUCAUUUGGAAACGUCUCUUAUGUCUUGUUGAAAGGAAUGGAAGUCAAACCAUUGCAGAUUUCAACAGGGCUUGCACAGUGGAUGUUGCAUCUAGACUAUGUCCCAAAAUUGUAUCAUAUUGUGUGAUGUGUAUAUGGGUAAUGUGGGGUGUUGACUAAACUUUCAGGGCAAAAUCUAACCAAAAUGAGAAGUCCUAUUUUGGGGGGGGGGGGG
Molecule: messenger RNA, 6394 nt
Organism: Anolis sagrei ordinatus
Lineage: Eukaryota; Metazoa; Chordata; Lepidosauria; Squamata; Anolidae
Source: RefSeq, a predicted model, not a curated record